AUGACUUUAACCUCCAUCCUGCUUCCCCGGUGGAUUACUUGCUCCGUUCCCUCCCCCCAGACCUCUCACAACCAUGGCCACCACAAACACUACCAGAUCAUCCACGACUCACCACCUGUCCAUGUGGCGGCCUCCGGCGGCUUCCACGAUUACAUCGGCCUCCACCAGCGAUGUCAGACGCCUGUCGUCAACGAAGUGCAAGUGUGGUACUAUAAUUACUAUAAUCCCAGCGACAGCGCGAAACCCGUCUCCUUCGCCCCCAUCAAAGACAGGCACGCCAAACACGCCAAACACACCGAACAGGAAAAAUUAGAAUGUAUCCCCUUCCCCGAUCCCCGAUUCUGCUCCGGUGGUCUCCAUGCCAACUCUACUGACCUUGGUCCUGGUCCUCCUUCCUCUCCUCCUCCUUCCUAUCCUCCCUCUCCUCCUCCUCCCCCCAACAACCCCAACAACCCCAUUCCCGACCCUGAUCCCUCCAAACCCCCCGGCCCCGAUGUCCCGGACCCCGGUAGCAGCCAUCAACAAGAGGAGCGCAGAUUCUUCUGCAACAUGUGGAAGUCCACAGCCUUUUUGAUGAAUCUGUUCGUGGUUUUGGAAGUUGCGACGCUGGUUGGGUUCGUGGUUUUGUUGGUGUUGGGUGAUGGCGGAGGGCAUCAGGACGUGCGAAGAAGGAGGAGGGGAAGUAGGGGAAGUAGGGGAAGUGGGCGAGGAGGGGAGGAAAGCUUACUUGGUGGGCAACAUGGUGGGCAACAAGGUGGACAAGGUGGACAAGGUGGACAAGGUGAACAAGGUGGACAAAAUGGAUCAAAUGGACCAAAUGGACCAAAUGAACAAGGAAGGAGACGGAGGAGGGGUUUGAGGAUCUUAAGAGAGAAAGGAGAAAGGUGGAAGGUGUUAGCUUGGAUGAUGGGGGCUGUGGGGGUGGGUUUGGCGAUGGCGGGGGGGUUAGUGGCCUACCUCUUCCAUCACGAUGAUCAGUUUAACCGAAUCCCGGGGUACCGGCUGGGGGCCUCUUGGUAUCUUUGCAUGUUUGGGGCGCUGAUUUCGAUGGCGUGUAUGGCUGGGUUGGUAGCUUCUGCUUUUGUAUUGCCAUUUGAGGACGCUUUGGUGGUGCCCUUUGAGGAUGAGUGUGAUGAGGAUUCGGAGGAUGAGAAUGGUGGAAACGGGUUCAUGUCCGAGCGCAAUCUCAACUCUUUACGCGCUAAGGAUGCCGGCUACCGUCAGACAGAGUCCAUGGGACUAUGUGUCCAUUCAUCUCAAGUCCGGAACACCGACACCUUGAAGGUCAUGGUCGAUCAAGGAGAUCGGGUUUUGGCCGACCAAAUAGGGGUAUGCAUAAUCCACUUGCCGAAAGAAAUCUAA
This is a messenger RNA of Neurospora hispaniola, 1362 nucleotides long. RefSeq lists its product as uncharacterized. The transcript is spliced from 4 exons. Lineage: Eukaryota; Fungi; Ascomycota; Sordariomycetes; Sordariales; Sordariaceae. The coding region runs from base 1 to 1362 and encodes 453 amino acids. The record is from RefSeq and is a predicted model, not a curated record.